AUGGCUCCAGCGGCACCCGACUCUGAGCAGAUAUGGCCGCCUCGGUCACCUCACGAAGCGUUAUUGAGCACCCCCAGCGGACGGCAGCGCUACAAGGACAUGCUGGACCGAACACCGCCUUCUCCAUCACCUUCCAGGAGACCUCGGCCGGUUCUCGCGUCCAAUGCCCCCCCUUUAGGCAUGCCGAGUUCGCAGCUUGGGGCAGACGAUGACGACGAUGACGACGAUGAUGAGGAGACGCUGCAGUUGAAGCUGCAAGAAAUCCAGGCUCGCUUGCGAUUAAAGAGACUGCAGAACGCGAAGAACAAGGAGAAUAGCAUGAUUUCAAAGAGUGGUGAGCCCGUCAUGAGCGCGCUAGAACACCAAUCCCCUCGGAAAUCUCGUGGCAUCCUGUCGGGCGCGGAGGAGAGGAAUCGUUCGACUCCCCAAGACCAGGUACAGGUUCCGGCGUCUCCAAGUAAAAAGGUUCCGGCGCCCUCAUUGCAGGCCUCCCCUCGCCGCGUCUUGCUGGGGAUAGACAAAGGGUUGAAGGCGAAAGAUGUUUCCUUGAAGCGAGCGCCCAACUACAGAAGUGCGACCGGAUCAAGGGGGUUGAAGAUUGGAGGCUCCGUGGAGAACCUGAGGCUCGCCAAUCCUGCAUCGCCAGAACCAAGGUCGCUGAGUUUCAACGAGAGGCUCACUUCAGCGAGAACGGAGGCGUCGUUUCAGGCAUCCAGGCAGGAGCGGAUCCAAAAGGUUCGAACGAAUGCUUUUGGGAUUGGGAAGCACGAAAUGGAAAAGUACAAGUCGAGUGCCGUCGACCUUCCAGACGAACCGUUGAAGGCUCCCGUCUUUACCCGCCAAGAGGUUCUAUCCAAGGGCAAAGCAUCGACGCCGCUGGCGCGAAGCAAGACAGCCACAAGCGUCGCAUCACGCAUGAACACCGGCGAAUCUAGCUCCCGCACAGAGGUGUCGUCACAGGAUACAGCGGCCAGGGACGUGGAGGGUGGCGAGGUGGCGGCAUCUUUCGAGCCCUACUCGUGCUUUCACCUAUCGCGGCGCAUACUUCCCCACCGGGUUCUUGCGCGGCACGUGUCUGGGACGAAGACGAUGAGCUUGAAGGAGCUCUUGCGGGAUGUGAAGUCGCCCGACUUUUCGCUGCCGGACGUCGAGCAGGAUAUUGUCGUCUUUGCCGUCAUCGCCAAGAAGUCGGAACCGCGGGCCCACAAGCACGGCGAAGCGAAGAAUGGGUUGAAGGCGGAGGAACGAGGCAGAUACAUGAUCAUGACGCUCUGCGACCUGGAUUACGAGCUCGACCUGUUCCUGUUCAACUCGGGCUUCACAAGGUUCUGGAAGCUGACCGAGGGAACCGUGGUGGCAAUUCUCAACCCUAGCAUCAUGCCACCACCGGCAGGCAAACAGGACACGGGCCGGUUCAGCCUGGUUGUCAACUCGGACGCGGACACGAUACUGGAGAUUGGAUCCGCCCGCGACUUGGGAUUCUGCCAGUCCGUGAGGAAGGACGGCAACGUCUGCGGCGCUUGGGUGAACAAGAAGCGAACCCAGUUUUGUGAAUUCCACUCGAACGAGGCUCUCCGCAAGCAGCGUGGAACGCGACUCGAGGUCAACACGAGCGGCUUCGGGGGUGGCAGUCAGCGACAGAAGAAAGGCGGCGACUCGAAGGAGUGGACGGCGGGAAAGAGAAGAGGACCGGACAACUACGACUGGGAGACGAAGACGCAGUGGUUUGCGUCGAGAUCCUACAGCGCGGCCGAUCUCAUCGACGGCAAGGACCGCGCUCUUUCCGACAAGAAGGAGAGAAGAGAAUUCAUGAAGCGGAGCCUCGAGGCGAAGGAGAAGGAGCGGGAGAUGAUGAAAAAGCUCGGCAGCGUGGGAAGCGCGGCGGGAAGGGAGUACAUGCAACACUCGGCGCAAAGGGAAAGCGGCAGGGCCGCGUCAAGCGCAUCAAUGCGAGCGUUUCCUUCCAACGACACGCCGGGCGAGGCACCAAAACUGGACGUCGUCUCCUUGGGCCUCACGGGCAAGGGCCGGGAGAUUCACCUCAGCCCCGUCAAGCGCAAGCGGCCAGAGAGCUCCCAAGCGGGUUCGGCGGCGAGCAGCAUCAAGCCGUCGUCGAUUUAUGGCUGGGGAGGCAAGCUGAAGGACAAGCUCUCGUGCAUGAAGGAGGGCGAGACGCUGCACUCCUUCAAAGGCCCCAAGUCGCCGGUGCGGAAGAAGACGAGAUUUGUGACGGAGAAGGGCAUCCGGGAAGCGGGCCGAGAGAGUCUUGGUACCGACUUGUCGGACAGGCAGGUCCAGCUUGUGGACGACGACGACGAGGAGCUGGUCAUUGUCAAGUAG
Messenger RNA from Drechmeria coniospora, 2340 nucleotides. RefSeq names its product cell division cycle protein. The transcript has 2 exons. NCBI's taxonomy places the organism in Eukaryota, Fungi, Ascomycota, Sordariomycetes, Hypocreales, Ophiocordycipitaceae. The record is from RefSeq and is a predicted model, not a curated record. Gene Ontology annotation, cellular component: replication fork protection complex; nucleus. Gene Ontology annotation, biological process: DNA replication; DNA replication initiation. The coding region runs from base 1 to 2340 and encodes 779 amino acids. Gene Ontology annotation, molecular function: single-stranded DNA binding; DNA replication origin binding.